Molecule: messenger RNA, 723 nt
Organism: Prionailurus viverrinus (fishing cat)
Lineage: Eukaryota; Metazoa; Chordata; Mammalia; Carnivora; Felidae
Gene: NKX2-8
Product: NK2 homeobox 8
Exons: 2
Coding region: 1-723 (240 amino acids)
Biological process (GO): cell differentiation; regulation of transcription by RNA polymerase II
Cellular component (GO): nucleus
Molecular function (GO): DNA-binding transcription factor activity, RNA polymerase II-specific; RNA polymerase II cis-regulatory region sequence-specific DNA binding
Source: RefSeq, a predicted model, not a curated record
AUGGCCACCUCUGGACGCCUGAGCUUCACCGUGCGCAGCCUUCUGGAUUUACCCGAACAGGACGCGCAGCACCUGCGGAGGCACGAGCCGGAGCUAUGCGCUCCCCAACCCGGCCCCUGCGCCACCUGGUUGGAAUCCGAGCGCGGCCACUACCCCUCCUCGGACGAGAGCAGCCCAGAGACCAGCCCGCCCGACUCGUCGCAGCGGCCGUCCGCUCGGCCGGUGUCUCCUGGCUCAGACGCUGAAAAGAGAAAGAAGCGUCGGGUGCUGUUCUCCAAGGCGCAAACGCUGGAGUUGGAGCGGCGCUUCCGGCAGCAGCGCUACCUGUCGGCGCCAGAGCGCGAGCAGCUGGCGCGCCUGCUUCGCCUCACGCCCACACAGGUCAAAAUCUGGUUCCAGAACCAUCGCUACAAGCUGAAGCGCGCGCGCGCACCGGGCGCGCCGGGGGCGGCGGAGUCGCCUGACCUGGCAGCAGCUGCAGAGCUGCGCGCCGCACCCGGCCUGCUGCGCCGCGUGGUGGUCCCCGUGCUGGUGCGCGACGGUCAGCCGUGUGGCGGCAGCGGCGAGAUGGGCACGGCCUCCGCCCAGGACAAGAGCGGCGCGUCCCCAGCCGCUGCCUGCCCUCUACCGGGCUACGCCGCCUUCGGGCCCUGCUCGGCUCUUGGCCUCUUCCCCGCCUACCAGCACUUAGCGCCCCCAGCCCUGGUCUCCUGGAACUGGUGA